AUGAGACGUUGGCUCGUCUCUGCGCUCCUGCUUUUGCAGGUUGUCGCAUUUGCAUCCGCCGCUGUCGAUCAGCAGGUUAUGGAAGCUAGCACAGAGGAUUCAACAUCCACGAACCUUCAACCAGCAACCGAAACCAACGUCGUUCAAGGCGCACAACAUGUCUGGGCUCCUUACCAAAGUGGAUGGGAGCUUGUCCACGAGGCAAUGGCCGAAUUUCGAAAGAUAAGAACACCGCUGUAUAGAAAGUCGAAGAAGCAAGGUGGCAUGUUUGGGCAAUUAUUCCAGUUUGCCAUGAAGGCGUUACCGAGUUUACGAGCGAGCGCCCCUCCACAGGACCAUGCGCCACCGACCAUCACCGGGCCCCUCCUUGAGGGAGUCAAGUUACUUCAGGAGUCGGCUGAGCAGAACAACACAGAUGCCAUAUACCUCUUGGCGCAACUUAACUUCUUUGGAAACUACUCACAUCCUCGGAAUUUCAGGACCGCAUUCGAUCACUAUUACCGACUUGCCUCGUAUGGAAAUAGCUCGGCACAGUACAUGGUGGGAUUCAUGUAUGCGACAGGGAUUGGGGAGGCAGUGGAGCGAGAUCAGGCCAAGGCUCUUCUCUAUCACACCUUUGCCGCCAACGCGGGACACACUAGAUCAGAAAUGACUGUUGCGGCCCGUCAUGUUAGUGGCAUCGGUGCGCCUAAGAGCUGUGAAACUGCCUCGAAAUAUUACAAGAGAGUUGCCGACAAGGCCAUGACUUGGUUCCGGUCCGGGCCGCCGGGCGGAAUGGCUAUCAUACCCGAAGCGCAUCGACUUUCCGACGACGUCGGAGGUGUGUACGGAGAGGGAGCUAGUGUCAUAAGCUCCGGUGUCCAUGCGCUAAAGGCCAGUCCGAAUUCCGACGUUCACGCCGCUAUUGACGACGUAAUCGAAUAUCUCGAUUUGAUGUCCCAGAAGGGGGAUUUCAAGGCUUCGUUUAAUUUAGGAAGACUUUACUAUGAAGGGCAGCGAGGUCUCGAAAGAAACGUGGACUUGGCCCGACGAUACUUCGCUACGGUUGCGACGAUGUACUGGCGUUCAAAGGAUGGACGAGCUAUUGACCAGCCGAAGCCUCAACUUGAGAAGUACGCCAGUAAAGCUGCCGGGUACAUCGGUCGGAUGUGGCUGCGCGGGGAAGGCGUCAGACAGGACUACAAGCUUGCUCGUGGGUGGUUUGAACGUGGGAUUAAGCAUGGCGAUGCUCAGUCUCAAUGGGGUCUUGGAAUUAUGAAUCUCCAUGGCCUUGGCAUUCCGAAAAAUAUUUCGAAGGCGACUGAACUGUUCAAGGCGUCUGCUGACCAAGACUUCAGUCUCUCUCACGUUGCGCUUGGAGCUUUACAUCUUGACCAGGGCACACCGGAUGACUUGAAAAUUGCCAACUCCUAUUUUGAAGCCGCUGUGCGCUGGGCUAACAUUGAGGCUCAAUACUAUCUAGCCGAGAUGAUUCACCAUGGGGUUGGAAGAGAUAAAACAUGUGUUCUAGCGAUGGCAUAUUACAAGAAUGUUGCCGAAAAAGCUGAACCUCUAGUAUCUUCUUGGGCAGAAGCCAGCCAGGCAUACGAAGAUGGUGACUAUGAGCUGGCUUUCCUUGGCUACCUCAUGGCUGCGGAGCAAGGCUACGAGAAGGCACAGAACAAUGUUGCUUUUAUGCUUGACCCCACGCAAUCCCGACUCCCUCUUCCAUCAUGGGUCAAACGUCAAUCACCAAAGUCUAGUCUUCUUCAAAACUCAGCUCUAGCGUUGAUUUACUGGACGAGGUCGGCUAUCCAAUCAAAUAUCGACUCGCUUGUCAAAAUGGGCGACUACUAUCUGGAUGGUAUCGGUACAGAACAAGCUCUAGACAAAGCGGCUCAAUGCUAUACCGGUGCUUCGGAAUACUUCCAAAGCGCCCAGGCUCUUUACAAUCUUGGCUGGAUGCACGAGAACGGAGUAGGGCUCAACCAAGAUUUCCAUCUUGCGAAGAGGUACUACGACCAGGCUCUCGAGACUAAUGAGGAGGCAUAUCUUCCCGUCCAGAUGAGUCUACUCAAACUACGGAUGCGCAGCGCCUGGAAUACAUUUACCCAUGGACGGAUCAAUUCUAUUCAAGAUGAGCCAUCACCUAGGAAAGACUGGUCGUUAGCCGAGUGGAUAUCCAACUUCCUCCAGGAAGACGAAGACGAGGCGUACUACGAAGAUGACGAUGACUACGGCAGCAUCUACGACGACGGUACGAUUACCGGCAGUGAUGGCGAGUCACUCGACGCCUUCGACGAGCUAGACGGCGUGCUCGAGAGCUUGAUUAUCUUAGGUCUUAUCGCUACUAUCAUCUUCCUCAUGUACUACCGCGCCAGACGACAGCAGGCCCAUCGCGAGGCCGAGGAGGAGGCUGCGAGGAGGGCGGGACAGCAGGGUGGUGGUGGUGUGGGGGUUGUGCCGCAAUAUCAUGGGAGAAACGGACAUGCGCAGGGUCAAGGUCAGGGUUUGUUCCCUCAGCCUGGACCGCCGGGGUUUGCACAAUGGGGUGCUGGAGCUGCCGUGGGGCAAUGA
This is a messenger RNA of Hypoxylon fragiforme, 2556 nucleotides long. Its product is annotated as HCP-like protein. NCBI's taxonomy places the organism in Eukaryota, Fungi, Ascomycota, Sordariomycetes, Xylariales, Hypoxylaceae. The record is from RefSeq and is a predicted model, not a curated record. Gene Ontology annotation, cellular component: endoplasmic reticulum membrane. Gene Ontology annotation, biological process: ERAD pathway. Bases 1 to 2556 code for a protein of 851 amino acids. The transcript has 4 exons. Gene Ontology annotation, molecular function: protein binding.